Asparagus officinalis (garden asparagus) is the source of this 3584-nucleotide messenger RNA. RefSeq lists its product as uncharacterized. The transcript has 26 exons. The annotation marks the transcript as partial. The record is from RefSeq and is a predicted model, not a curated record. Lineage: Eukaryota; Viridiplantae; Streptophyta; Magnoliopsida; Asparagales; Asparagaceae.
CGACGCAAGCUGCUCGAGUUGGUAAUCUCGAAAGUCCUACAACGAGGUUCUUCGGGCGAUUCCUUCGAUUUCUCUGCUGUUGAUUUGGACACCAUCAGCGUCGAUUACGUUCUUGAGUGUGUUCAAUCUGGUGGAGGGUUUGAUCCCUUGGAGGCAUCGAAGAAGUAUUAUGAAGAGUGGGAUUUUCCAAUUAUGAUGAAUUCAUCAUCUGGAAAUUCUUUCUUUCUUCAUUCAAAACCAGAGUUGUCUGGAUCUCCUCCUCGAAGGGCUCCCCCUCAGAUUGGGGUCCCAGAAACAUUUAAUCACUCAUGCAGAACAGAACGAACAUCAGAUUUAGCUGACAGAGAGAUAGGAAAAUCUGGAAUUGAAAUUGUUAAUGGAGAUUUUGGUGCAAUUAUUGAACCUCGUCAACUAGUUAAAGAUGUGAAUAUACUCUCUUUAGGCUUACCAGCCUUGAGAACAGGGUUAUCUGAUGAUGAUAUGCGAGAAACAGCCUAUGAGGUGCUUCUUGGUUCUUUGAUACUCUCUGGAAGGGUUCUGAUACCUCGCUUUGAAGAGAAAAAGAAAGAAAAGAAGUCCAGAUUAACUGUGGGCAUAAGGUCUAAGAAAGAUGACUCAAGUUCACGUGAACAGUCUGAAGAUGAUCAUUCUGACCUGCUAGAUGUCAUCCGUGGGCAAAUGGAGAUUUCCGAAACAAUGGACGCAUGUAUCAAGCAUGGUUUGAGGCUCUUCUGUGCAAAUAUCAGGAAUGGCCGGACCGAUGUCCCUCAAAUAGCACUGGAGCUGUUAGAUUCCAUUUGCAAGUCCCAUUUUCCUAACCAAAGGUCAUACACACAUUGGCUAAAGAGACAGGCAAAUAUUCUUGAAGAACUACUUUCUGGCUCUGAUACAUUUGUUGCUGAUGAACAUACGGUGCUAUCCUCACUUCUCGCACAACUCAAAAAUGUGGAGGAAUGGGAAAGCAUUUGUCCUGAUGAGCAUGCUGAGAUUCUAUCAUGUGUGAAAGGAUUUGCUUCACGUCUUUCAAGCAGUCCUCCGAAAUUUGGAAUUCCAAAUGAAUGUUAUUAUUGGACGCAUAGUUACCACUUCAACAUAAAGCUAUAUGAAAAAUUACUUAACAUUGUUUUUGAUGUUCUAGAAGAUGGUCAGAUAGUCGAGGAAGCAGAAGAUAUUCUCAAGAUCCUUCAAUUGACUUGGCCGGUAUUGGGUGUUACUCAGAAGAUGCACAAUGCUUUAUACGGUUGGUUGCUUUUCCAGAAGUUUGUUUUGACAGGUGAACAUGCGUUGUUAAAAUAUGCUGUAUUCAAGGUGCAGAAAAUUUUAUCAAAUAAAGAUGAUGGUGGAAGUGAAGAAGCUUACAUUAACAGUCUGAUUUGUUCAAUUGAAGUCUGUGGUAGUAGUAGGAAUCUGAAGUUGGUGGAUUCUGUUCUCCUCAAUAUCUUUGCAUGGUGCAGUUUUCAACUGGAAGAUUAUCAUCUACAUUUUGAUCAGGACAGAUUUCAUACUCUUGAAAGAGUCCUGACAAUGGCCAUACUUACUGGAUCAAGUUUUCUGGAUGAAUAUGGAGAAAACCAGUUCUUUGAAUCAAUGGCGGAAGCUCAAGUACCUUUUAAGUUAGUUCACAUAUUUACUGAAAGAUCUAUUCAAGCGGCAUAUAAGCGGGUCCUUAAUUCCGUGGAUGCUCCAUCAGAAAAAAAAGAGAAGCAUCCAUUGAUCAAGCUUGCCAAUGAAUUGAAAAUUAUUGCUGAGAAGGAGUUCACUUCAUUUACCCGAGUAUUAGGCCAACAAUAUCCAAAUGCUGGAGUUGUUUCUUCUUUACUGUUGCAUCAUCUUUAUGGGGAAAAACUGAAUCCUUUUCUGAAAGGAGUAUUGGAGCUUUCGGAGAAUGUACAAUCGGUUCUUGCAGCUUCUGAUAGUUUAGAGCUUUAUUUGGCUGAUGUACUCAAUUCUGUAUGUCAGAAGGACAUGAAAUCGCUUAUUGUCAGUUACUGGCAUCCGUAUCAGAUAAGAGAAGUUUGUGCACCACUUAUUCUUCAUUGGCUUAAUGCGCAACAUGAGAAUAUCUUGGAGUGGACAAAACGUGCUAUUCAGUUGGAGGAUUGGGAACCUCUGUCAUCUCAACAAAGACAAGCUGCAUCCAUAAUUGAAGUUUUUCGAAUCAUCGAGGAGGCCAUUGAUCAGUUCUUUGAUCUAAAUCUUCCUAUGGAUAUCAUACAAUUGCGCUCUUUACUCAUUGGGAUUUUUCGUUGCCUUGACGCAUAUUUGCUGCACAUUGUCAAUCAGCAAGUUGACAAGAGUACUUUAUAUCCUAGUCCUCCAGCCUUAACACGUUAUAAGGAAUCGCUGAAUCCAUUCACAAAGAAGAAGUCAGCUGAUGGCAUGAUUUUGGAGGGGGAAGCAAUUGAUCAGCUUAAUAAUUUGACAUUACCUAAACUCUGUGUCAAGCUUAACACUCUUUAUUACAUAAGGGAGCAACUAGAUGCACUAGAAGAUGACAUCCAGCAGUCAUGGAUAGCAUCCCAAUCAGUGAAACGGCAAUCUUUGAGAGAAGUUACUGGAGAAGCAUAUUCAUUCAGUGAAUCUAUCGAUGAACUAUUUACUAUAUUCGAUGAUAUCAGAAGAAGUGCAAUCAAUGCAAGCAAUGUACUUGUAGACUUCACUGGAGUGAGGAUAAUAUUCUGGGAUAUGAGGGAUUCUUUCCUUUCUUCCUUGUAUCGAGGAAACGUAGGAAGUGCACGCAUGGAAAAGCUUGUCCCGGAGCUUGAUACAGUUCUUGAUGACAUUUGUGGUUUAGUAAUCGAUACACUCAGGGAUCAUGUUGUUUUAAGCAUCUGUCAGGCAUCAAUGAAUGGUUAUGUUUGGGUGUUGUUGGAUGGAGGCCCAUCUCGUGCAUUUUCCGAAACCGAUGUCACGAUGAUGCAGGAAGAUCUUAAUAUUCUCAAGGACUUUUUUGUUGCAGAUGGUCAGGGACUGCCGCUUUCUGAAGUUGAGAAGGCAUCAGGCUUACCUCAACAGAUUAUAGGCUUGUAUGGCAUGAAGUCUAGCACCAUAAUUGACAUGCUGAGAAAUGCAAGUAACCACAUUUCACAUAGUUCAAAUCCUAUAAGACCAGGAAAUAGAUCUGCAAGAGAUGCUGAUACUUUGCUUCGAGUUUUAUGUCAUAAGAAGGAUGAUGAUGCUUCUGAGUUUCUAAAAUUACACUACCAACUGCCCAAGUCUUCAGAUUAUGAUGAUUUUGGGGUAGCAGAACAAACGUCAACAUCACCACUUCUACCAGGUAUACUCAACAGAAAUGUUUCUAUCAACUGGUCAGAACAAGGCCAGAAAAGCUUCAGUAUGAUGCGGAAAAAAUUCCAGGAAGCCGCAUCUGAAGUCAUGCAGACAAAGAGCAAAAGCUAAUCAAUAUUAUUUACUGCUAUUUUAGUGAAGCAUUAAUGGUUUAGUGUCGUGGAAAUACGGAAACUGUAAAUGAAUAUUUUUUGUAAUUGUUUCACGCUAAUGCGCAACCAAUUUUGGUAUGAACUACGUUGCUAGUAGGCAAUCAGUCUUGCUAUUUACUCUUUAAUGGAAUGAAAUUUGUAGUA